AAAAAAUCAAUAAAUAAAUAAAAGCCACUGAGUCAGCCAGCCAGUCAAGCUCUAAAGGUGAAAGACGAGUCCUAAGAGAAAACAUGCGAUUCUCACUCCUACCUUCUCUCAAGUCAUGCAAAAAGAAGACCACUCCAUCUAAUCCUCUACUCUCAUCUCCACUCUAACUCACAUACACUUCACUAAUCUCAACCCUCCAUUCCCAUCAACCAUCCACCUCUCCUAUCCGUACGAUCAUUUCAAACUCUUGAUAUAUAAAAACAUUCCUGAUCACUGCACUUCAAUUAUACCAAGAGAGAAAACAAUACCAAUGAAAGGAGCUGUAAUGGCGGCGAGUGGAGGAGGAAGGAGCGAGACUGAGAAAGAGAAGACUAAGAUGAGAGAAAGACACAGAAGAGCUAUAACCGGUAAGAUCUUCCAUGGUUUGAGAAAGCACGGUGGUUAUCCACUCUCUCCACGCGCCGAUAUUAACGAGGUUCUCCGUCAGCUCGCCAGGGAAGCCGGUUGGAUCGUCGAGCCAGACGGAACUACUUACCGCGCCGCUAAUCUAGUCGGAAUCAAUGGCUGUCCGGUAUGCGGAGCGGCGAAAACGAGCGGAACGCCGACGCCGACCAGCAGCGUCGUCAUUGUCGGCGGAGCCGGUGGAGAAUGUUCGGCGACGGAUUCUCGAAGCGGCGGUUUCCACGUCGGAGAUUCAUCAUCCGGAGCGCUUUGUAAUUUCUCCUCCGGCGGCAACGACAAUAUUCCGAUGGCGCUUUAUGAGAUGUACGGUGGAUUCUCCGGUGGUGGUGGCGUUUUCGAAGGCGGAGAUACGGCGGUGUUUCAGGAGGAGCAACAUGAACAGAGGUUGAGGCUGAGCCAGUCUCACCCAUUGUUGGAGUCUCGAGCUUCAAACCAGAACACUCCUGUAGCUUCGCCUCUACAUCGACCUUAGCUUUGAUUAGAUUUAGGACUAUUUAUUAUAUAUAUAUAAAUAAUUAUAUAGCUAACAAAAUCAAGAAAAGAAGAGUAGUAAAAUUGGAAGAAAAAUAUAUAGUAAAAGCUUUGGGUUGGUAAUGUGUCAAAUUUUAUUUAUGUUUUCAUAUCAACACUUUAUGAAAUGAAAAGUUAUGUACACAUUUCGUAAAUGAACAUGGCUGUUAGACACUUAAGCACCUUUUUAACAUAUCGAUUCGCUAGCAAUACUCGAUAUUGAUACAUAGGAGCUGAUAAGCAACCCCUUUUAACAUUUUUUUUUGUAAAUUCAACCAAAUCAGGAUUAUUGGCACUUUUGAAGAAAAAAAAAUCAUAAUGUACAUCUUUGUGGAACUAGCAGUUCCUAGCCACCUGGCGGCUCUGGAUU
Messenger RNA from Cannabis sativa, 1342 nucleotides. Its product is annotated as protein BZR1 homolog 4-like. Gene Ontology annotation, biological process: DNA-templated transcription; brassinosteroid mediated signaling pathway. The record is from RefSeq and is a predicted model, not a curated record. Lineage: Eukaryota; Viridiplantae; Streptophyta; Magnoliopsida; Rosales; Cannabaceae. Bases 311 to 934 code for a protein of 207 amino acids. The transcript has 2 exons. Gene Ontology annotation, molecular function: DNA-binding transcription factor activity.